Molecule: messenger RNA, 1426 nt
Organism: Cloeon dipterum
Lineage: Eukaryota; Metazoa; Arthropoda; Insecta; Ephemeroptera; Baetidae
Exons: 3
Coding region: 115-1374 (419 amino acids)
Source: RefSeq, a predicted model, not a curated record
CAAAUUAAUUUAAAUUGUUGCCAUGUAAAAAUGCACUUUUAACUUCCAUUAUUGCCAACAGCAUAACUUAAGGUCUGAGUCGUAUAUAUUUUGAAAUUCCUGAAACUCGGGGAAAUGUCAGACCACGAGUCUGAAGACGUUUCCUCUACUUGCGACAACCCUGAGGAGGAAAAGAUCCAACUCCAGUCCGAAGAGAGCGAUCCAGAAGAUGACGAGAGCAGCUGGAAAGCGUCAUUCUGCAAGGCGCACGAAAACGACCCAAACGUCAUCGUGGCCGGUAAAUCCGAGCGAAUGCCUUCACUGGAGGGCCUGGACGCGUUGGAUCUGACCCUGGACGAUUCCCUGGACCUUUCCAACGAGUCUCGGCAAGUUACUGAUCCUGACACGUUCGAGUUCACCCUUGAGAACCCCGACUACUGGCUCAACUCUGAAGUGCCUUCCGACAUCUUCAAGACCACCGACGAGAACGUUUCGAUCGGCUCGGAGAACGCACUGGAAAUCCUGAGAGCCGCAAAAUUCAAUGAAACUUCGGGAUCAACGCAGGGCGCGGACCUCGGGCCCGGGGGUGUCGUCAGAGAGGUGCAAACCAUCGAGAGGAUCACCGUCGGCUACCAGUCACCCCCAGAGACCCCCCAAAAAAGCAAGCCGACCCUAGUGAUAAGAAAGAGCGUACGCGGCAAAAGUUGCCGCGACGAGACGAAGAGCCUGCUGGACGGUAUCGUGUCCCUGCUGGACCAGACCCUCGGCUGCCUCGACAGCUUGGUAACAGUGGCCGUGGCAGAGUAUGGAGCUGGAAUCGUCGCAGAUGCCUUGCCUAAAGUUAUGGAGUACCAGAAAGUUUUGAAAAGAAUCGAGGAGCUGGGCGUUCCAUGUAAAUCCGAGAACGGAAUAAGUGAAGAGUUGAGGAAUUUAAUGUCUAUGCAGGAUUUAGAGGGCGGAGAAACUGUCCGCAAAAUUCAAGUGUGCGAGGAGAUUAAUGUCCCAGCAUUGGCAUCAAAUCAGUCCCAGCCGAAGAAAAAAUCGAAGAAAAUGAAAGAGUGCGGUACAUACCUCCCUCGGUUCGACAAGGAGGCUCUGUGCACAACGGAACAGAGUGAUUGCAACCCUGACGAAAAUUUGGAAACACGGACAAUGCGGCCAUACGAGUGGCUGAAGGCCGAGAAGGACGAGAAGGUUGCCGAAAGCGUGAUGGAAAUGGCGCACGCAUACAAUUGUCGAAAAUCCGUGGAGACAUUCAAAUUUGUAGAGAGCCAGGAACGACAGGGAUUGAGAAGGGAACAGAGAAGGAACGGCGAGAAGGAGAGGGGAAGGAAAUUUUUUAACAAACCAGCAGAGGAUCUGAGCCGAUUACUUUGCAACACUUUCGCAGUCUGAAUCUCGUGCGGCAAUUUUUGUACAAAAUAUAUACACUCGUAAGAAAAGUGAA